Molecule: messenger RNA, 4146 nt
Organism: Engraulis encrasicolus (European anchovy)
Lineage: Eukaryota; Metazoa; Chordata; Actinopteri; Clupeiformes; Engraulidae
Product: alpha-N-acetylneuraminide alpha-2,8-sialyltransferase-like
Exons: 8
Coding region: 55-1185 (376 amino acids)
Biological process (GO): N-glycan processing; oligosaccharide metabolic process
Molecular function (GO): alpha-N-acetylneuraminate alpha-2,8-sialyltransferase activity
Source: RefSeq, a predicted model, not a curated record
UGUGUGUGUGUGUGUGUGUGUGUGUGUGUGUGUGUGUGUCCACGUGCAGAAGGAAUGGAUUGUAUCAAAAAAUCAACUCUGCUCUUGUUCACAUUGGGUCUCCUGGGAAUUUUAUAUCUUUGGAUUGUUCAUAUAGACAGAUAUGUCAUGUCUCCUGACUUUUUGCAAUUGAAGAAGACCAAACACCACAGUGGGUGCAGAGGGACCACUCUUCAUUUCCCAUUGCCAAACCAGAAGGGUGUGGGUUCCAAAAGCAAUGUCAGCUGUGGGGACAGUGUUAUCGACAAAAUGAUGGAAGGUUACUCACUUAACUGGAAUAGGAAUGAAACCAAUAGUCAACAGUUCAGGGUGUUGCUGACCAACAAGUGGCAUGGUGCCUCUAAAGCAGUCGUCACGCAAGCCAACACUCCUGUGGGGUCAACUGUCACUUACGAUGGUGAGAGUAAAAGGAAACUGAAACUGACACUGAAAGUAGAUGCUGAACUGUUCAGCCUCUUUCCAAAGGAGUCACCCUUUGUAAACAAAACUUGGGAUACAUGUUCUGUUGUUGGAAAUGGAGGUAUUCUGACCAACAGUAGUUGUGGACCGCUUAUUGAUUCUGCCCAAUUUGUUAUUAGGUGCAACCUUCCACCAAUUGAAAAUGACUAUGAAAAGGAUGUGGGCAGUAAGUCUGAUCUGGUAACAGCCAACCCCAGCAUCAUACACGAUAAGUUCAAUGAUCUGGUAUGGCGCCGGAAACCUUUUAUAGAUAAGCUACGUUCCUACGGCAAUGCCCUGAUCUUCUUGCCUGCCUUCUCAUAUAGCCAAAACACAGCACGGAGUCAGCGUGCCUCCUACACCGCUGAGGAAUUCCAGAGCCCAGCUCGGCUUGUGUACAUGAGCCCAGAGUACUUGAGAAAUGUGGCGCUCUUUUGGAACUCCCAGGGCAUACGGGCUAAGCGGCUAAGCACGGGUCUCAUCGUGACCAGCCUGGCGCUCGAGCUGUGCUCCAACGUGCACCUCUACGGCUUCUGGCCCUUCAGCAAGCACCCGCAUACCUGUCAAGCCCUCACCAACCACUACUACGACGAUGCACAGUUCAAGAAGAACAGCCACGCCAUGCCGUCUGAGUUUGGCCUGUUGCUACGCCUGCACAAUCAGGGCAUUCUCAGGCUUCACCUCGGGCAGUGCCCAAGCUGUUCAUAACACCAGCAAUAUUAGUCCAGCGGAUUGGAGAACUUUUGAGUAAAAGCAUAGAAAUCUGUACACAUAUUCUUCUGAUUAAUAUGGACAACUAUUAAUAUGGCUAACCCAUAGUAGUGAAACCUCCAUGCACUGCAUCAUGAAAGCAUGACAUUUCAGAAAUAUAUAUGGAAUUGUUUUGUAAAACUAAAAUUGAGAUUUUCAAAACGGCCGCCAAAUCAAAUAUGACCGACCCAUAAAACAGGAAUCGUACCGCAGAUUUCUCUCUUUUUGUGCUGACUAAUAUUAAAUGUGGAAUUGUGAAACAUGCUGAAUUUUCAAGAUGCCCUCAAAAUCCAACCCAUAUUACAGUUUUUCUCGAUUGCUUACACACAAUUUUCGGAAUCAGUUCUCGAAUUCUCAAAACUCUACACACAAAUCUCCAAACCUCACAAACAACGGGCAAAACUCUUCACUACCUCUGAAAAGUGCACGUCUUGUCUCAAAACAAUGUACUCUCUUCUAAAAGGGUCAUUUUGUUCUCAAAUGACACACACAAGCAGUCAUUUUAAUACACUCUUAUGUGAACCAUCGAACAGUAAUAUGCACAAGGUAAAACUCUAUACUCAACUUGACACACAGUAGAAACUUAUUUUCUUCACUGUUCUACAGUACUAAAGAGGGUAUUUGUCUGUAGUAAAAUACUGAAAUAUUGUUUUUUGACUCAGAGUAUACACAGAUGUGUGGCAAAAAAUAUAUUUUACAUAUUUUUCUGACAUUAAAAAAAAUACACUAAUUUAUUGUAAAAUAUUGGGUAACCACAUGAAAGUGAUCUCUUGUAUAACAUAUUUUGGAGUUCAAAAACUAAACAAAUGUGUUUUCUCACUGCAUCUACUCAUGUUUUCAUCAAUAUCACAUGCAAUGUGUGUCCUUAUGGGGUGAUGAGUUCAGAUUGUAAACCGGUAUGAAGAGAGUUUGCCCAUGUGAUGAGAAAGUGAACAUAGUAUGGCAGUUGAUUUUAGUAUUUUGAAUGGCAGUGUGUUCAAUGCGACAACCAGGGAUUUUCUUCAUGAAAAUUGUGUGUAAUCCAGAGAAUUGUGUGUAGUGGUUUGAAAAGAGUGUGUUUUAAAACUGAAAUGUGAGUGUAAAGAAGGAAUUGUGCUUACUGUUCAGUGACAUUUGUUAGGGGAGUUGGGAAAUGGGCGAGCUUUUCCGAGAAUUGUGUGUGAAGUAUCAGAACUUGUGUGGAGGCAAUCGAGAAAAACUGUAACCACCAGGCACUUUGAGGUAAAAGCAUUAAAAUUGGCACACAGUUACUUCUUUAUUUGAAUGAUUUGGAUUGUCCUCUUGCAGCCACCGUAGUACUUGCGUAGCGCCCUCUCUAGUAGGACCUGAGAGCAGUGCCAUAGAGUUUUAAUCAUACAUGGCAUUCACUCAGAUGCCUUGAGACGCCAGAUGCCGUUGUUUGUGCCAGCAUGAGUCAACAUUAAGGACAAUGCCACUGCUGCUUUGCCUAUUUAUUUUAUGCUUGAGUCCAGUUAUUGUGUCUUUUUGUCAGUUUGGGUUUCCUUUCUUUUUGUUUCUCCUAGUCAUAACUAGUUACAUUGAUUAGUUGUUGAUUGAUUCCAACUGUUGGUCUCACUGCGCCUGCUUGAUCUUUCUAUAGCCUGGGCAGUUCUUCAGGGUGUGUUGCCAAGUCUUCCCUUUACGCACUUCUCCCUAGUGGUAAAUGAGCACCUUGGUGUGCUGUGAUCACCUGUUUGCAGUGUGUGCUUUGUGUGUGAAUAGCAUAUGCGCGAAGAGAUGGGUUCUCAAUUUUUGUUUUCCCCUGGCUGCGUGACCCUGGCUGCGUGACCCUGGCUGCGCACAACUCAACCUCUGAUUGUUGGAAACCACUGUCAGUCAAAAAAUUUGCUCACAUGAUUGGCUGCCAGUGUCUUGCCCCUCCUCACAGCACUGUGUUUAUAAACAAACCAAAAUCAUGUAUUGUCACAAGGAACCUACCUUUUUGGAGCUGUCCUGCUGUUAGUGUGUUCUAUUGGUAAUCUGAGUGGCAGCCUUUAAUUACAGUUUUUGCCUACUGCUUAAACACUAUAGGCUGAUGCUUAAACCAUAGUAGCAUAUCGUUAAGUGUUGGUACUAUAACUUAAACACAUGUUGCUUUACUUUUAAACAAAAGUCAAGCAUUACACUUUCAUACCAGUUUUGUUAAAAGGACACUGUGUGAGAUUUUUAGUUGUUUAUUUCCAGAAUUCAUGCUGCCCAUCCACUAAUCUUACCUUUUUCAUGAAUACUUACCACCAGCAUCAAAUUCUAAGUAUUCAUUAUGACUGGAAAAAUGGCAAUUUUCAUACAGUAUAGUAAUGGUGGGGUGGCGUCCGCGCCAAAUGUCUUAUCCUGUGCGUAUCGCUCGGUGCGUAAUUCCAAGAGCAGUAUGAUAAAGGGAAGAAAGGAGUCGCACACUGGAGCUGGAUGCAAAAUCAAAAAAUGUAUUAAACAAAGCCGAAAAAAUGUAAAUAAAACCGACAGACAGGGGACAAACGUUUCGGGUCUAGCCCUUCAUCAGUGUUCCCAGUUUGAAAUACGUCAUCAGUUCCACUGAGCUCUUAAAGGCUCCGUUGAAAGUUUUUCACCCACCAACACCUAGUGAAAAGACAAGUGCAUAGUCAUGGAGAUGCUAGAGUGCAUUGCAAGCAUUCAGCGACAUGCAUUGCAGUGAUAAACUAUAUACAUAUACAUAAUACAUAAGGAGUCAAUAGGCAUAUCGGAGAAAGAUAGCCUACUAGGGAGGGUCAAAGUAUGUAUAAAGCAACAGUACCAUAGUCAGUCCAAAUGGAAGAACAUGGAGAGUAUCAAGGGGAAGUACAUGAAUAGCGUUAAUAGUUAAUCGAAUGUCAUGAUAAAACAUAAUAGGGAUAAUGCAGGGUAAAUUCACAAGAAACAGGAUAAAGAUAGUUCAUCGUUCAUUCCACUUGGUUGGAGAGA